AAUGGGAAGGCGCUGCCCUUUGGAGACAAACCAUUCGACUCGUGGCGUCUGCAUGAAGUCUGCUCGCAGAAGCGCAACUUUCGCAGAAUCCACCUUAAAAUCUCUGCCUUAAACGGCACCAGCCCCCGAAAGCCAAGGGGGGAAACGGGGGAGCGCAGGCCCCCUCCCCCUCGCCUCUGCGCUCCUCCGGCAGCCCUCCCCCUCCUCCCUGCUAGUUAACAAGGCCCGCUCACUAGAUCUCUUUCUAUUAAAAAAAAUCGAGGGGAGCGAGAGAAAGGGAGAGAGGGGGAGAGAGAGGGGGGAGCGCGAGGGGGGAGAGACGAGGAGAGAGACACACAAGGAGAGAGGAAAGGAACGAGCGAGCGAGCGAGCGAGCGAGCGAGAGAGCGCGCGCGAGGAGGCCAGAGCGCAGGAGAGAGCUCCCUCCGGAGAGGCCGAUCGGGGCCAAGGCCCAGGGAGAGCGCCCCGCACCCCGAGCCCCGCGGCCGCCGCCGCCCCCCUCCCCGAGCCCCUGUCUGCAAGAAUCCCGGCGCGAAGGUGGCUGGAGAGGCGAGAAGAGCGAGCGCCGCCGCCGCUGCCGCUGCCCCCGCCGCUGCCGCCGCCUGGGGGGGUCGGGCCCAGGCCGAGGCGGCCGCCGCUGGAGAGGAGGGCGCUCCCUCCGGCCGCCAAAGUUUUCAUGAUGACCAUGACCACGAUGGCUGAUGGCUUGGACGCCCAGGACUCGUCCAAGUCGGCCUUCAUGGAGUUCGGGCAGCAGCAGCAGCAGCAGCAGCAGCAGCAACAGCAGCAGCAGCAGCAGCAGCAGCAGCCCCCGCCGCCGCAGGCGCCCCCGCAGGCACCCCCGCCGCCGCAGCCGCAGCCCCCGCCGCCGCCGCCGCCCGUGCCUCCGGUGCCACCCGUGCCCGGGCAGCCGCACUCGGCGGCGCAGCAGCCGCCCCAGCUCUCCGGCCAUGGCGGGCGCCCACUACCCGCUGCACUGCCUGCACUCGGCGGCGGCGGCGCGGCGGGCGGCGGCCGCGGCGGCGGCUGGCUCCCACCACCACCACCACCACCACCACCACCACCAGCACCACGGCGCGCCCUACUCGUCGGGGGCCGCCGGCGGCGGCGGCGGCGGCGGCGGCGGGGGCGGCGGCGGGGGCGCCUAUAGCCACCGCUCGCUGGCCGCCGCCUACCCCUACAUGAGCCACUCGCAGCACAGCCCCUACCUCCAGGCCUAUCACAACAGCGGCUCGGCCGGCCCGACGCGGCCCGACGACCCAGAUCAGCAGAAGACCACGGUCAUUGAGAACGGGGAGAUUCGAUUCAACGGGAAGGGGAAGAAAAUCCGGAAGCCGCGGACCAUUUACUCGAGCCUGCAGCUGCAGGCUCUGAACCAUCGCUUCCAGCAGACCCAGUACCUGGCGCUGCCCGAGCGGGCCGAGCUCGCAGCUUCGCUGGGCCUGACCCAAACCCAGGUGAAGAUCUGGUUUCAGAACAAACGCUCCAAGUUCAAGAAGCUGCUAAAGCAGGGCAGCAAUCCCCACGAGAGCGAGCCCCUGGCGGGCUCGGGCCUGUCUCCCCGCUCUCCGGCCCUGCCUCCCGUGUGGGACGUUUCCGCUUCGGCCAAGGGCGUCAAUAUGCCCCCCAGCAGCUACAUGCCCGGCUACUCGCCCUGGUAUUCUUCUCCGCACCAAGACACAAUGCAGAGACCGCAGAUGAUGUGACCCCGCGGAGGCGCCCGUCUGAGCUGCCACAGGAGCCGCCUUCCCCCCGGCUGGAGAGCUCCCGCCCGAGUGAGCCCCCAGCCAAGCAGGGCCAGGCGGGGACCAGGAGGCCGGCCGGCCUUUUCUGCUUUGCUUUUCUCCCUUCCUCCCUCACCGCCCUCCCCGUCUCCGCCACGGAGCAGCCUCGCCGGGCGAAGGAGAGCCCUGGCUCUCGGCCCUGCUCCAGGAGGAUGCUCGGUUCCCAGCCCCCUCCGCCCCCCAGCCUCGCGGCCCGCAGCAGACUUUCUAGCCCGCGGCGAGGGCGCCUUUCGCUACCACGCCCAGGUUUUCACUGGUUCAAGCAGACUUCGAAGCCGACCCGAAAGAUGCUGCUCCCCCUCCUGCGGGUGGAUCUUGCCAAUCCCGGACAGGCGACAGCAGCCUCCCCCUCCCUCCCCUCCCCUCCCCCCCCUCCCCCCCAUUCCUGCCCGAAGGGAGACGCUCCCAGGAAGGGGGCCCGCGGAGGGGGAGGGGGGAGCUGCAUGCGUGCUCCAAGUGGGCUGAGCAGGGACCCGGACAGACAGCCCGCUGUCCAGCCCCAGCCCUUGUCUCCGCGGCCCCCCUCCCCCUCCAAGCCUGGCCCUCGGGAGGAAAGCCAGACCCGUGCCUGGGCUCGGCUGGGUCAGUGAAGGCUGCCGGCGACUCCUGUUCGCUCGGCAGCGCGGUGGGACGCUUAGAACGAGAAACUUUCUGUAUAUAUUGUUGAAUUUUAGCUGUACAGACUUUGUAUGUUUCGUCUUCUUUCAUAUAUGGAGUAAAAGCCACAAAAAGCC
Messenger RNA from Monodelphis domestica (gray short-tailed opossum), 2518 nucleotides. RefSeq names its product distal-less homeobox 6 (gene DLX6). The record is from RefSeq and is a predicted model, not a curated record. Gene Ontology annotation, biological process: embryo development; regulation of transcription by RNA polymerase II; cell differentiation. Gene Ontology annotation, molecular function: RNA polymerase II cis-regulatory region sequence-specific DNA binding; DNA-binding transcription factor activity, RNA polymerase II-specific. NCBI's taxonomy places the organism in Eukaryota, Metazoa, Chordata, Mammalia, Didelphimorphia, Didelphidae.